Suncus etruscus (white-toothed pygmy shrew) is the source of this 1371-nucleotide messenger RNA. RefSeq names its product zinc finger protein 565 (gene ZNF565). NCBI's taxonomy places the organism in Eukaryota, Metazoa, Chordata, Mammalia, Eulipotyphla, Soricidae. The record is from RefSeq and is a predicted model, not a curated record.
AUGACGUCACUGGCGCGCCGUCGCGGUGAAACUCGUUGGCGCGGGAACGCCCAGACGCGACCCUCCAAGGGGAGGCCGCUGCAGGUGAAGGCGGAUUUGGAGUCUAGGUGUGAGAAAUUUUCACCGAAAGAAAUGUUAGAAGCACAGCCAUUCAAUUGGGAGAUCAUGGAAAGCCUUAUAUGCUAUGACUUGAUGGGCUUCGAUUUUAGAGACAGCUGGGGAUAUAAAGGCCAGUUUGUGAGCCAAGCAAAUCCAGACUGCUAUUUCGAGCCAAUAAAAAUCCCUUAUGACAGCAUGCCUGUGUUCAAGCAUCACAUAUCCCUGACCACCCGACAUCACGGGAAGCCAACUGGCCAGAAACUGGCUACAUGUAGUGAAUGUGAGAGGGUAUUUAGCCGUGUCUCACAUCUUAUUGAGCAUCGGAAAACUUACACUGGUGAAAGGCCCUUUGCCUGUAAGGAGUGUGGCAAGGCCUUCCGCCGUGCCUCACAUCUUGUUCAGCAUCAAAGAAUGCAUACAGGGGAGAAAUCUUACGACUGUCAAGAUGGGAAGGCUUUUGGCCGCACUUCAGAACUUAUUCUCCAUCAGAGACUUUACAGUGGUGUCAAACCCUAUGAGUGUAAGGAAUGUGGGAGGACCUUCAGACAGCAUUUCCAGCUUAUUCUGCACCAAAGAACUCACACGGGUGAGAAACUCUAUGUAUGUAAAGACUGCGGUAAGGCUUUUACUCGUGGCUCACAACGUACUGUUCAUCAGAGAAUCCACACUGGUGCUAAACCUUAUCAGUGCAAAGAAUGUGGGAAAGCCUUUAGGCAGCAUUCACAGCUCACCGUCCAUCAAAGGAUCCACACUGGCGAGAAGCCCUACGAAUGCAAGGAGUGUGGGAAGGGCUUUAUUCAUAGCUCAGAAAUGUCUCGACAUCAAAGAAUUCAUUGGGCGGGGGGGGGGGGGGGGGAGAAACCUUACGAAUGUAAGGAAUGUGGCAAGGCCUUUCGAUUGCAUGCACAGCUUACUCGGCAUCAAAGGGUUCAUACUGGCGACAGACCCUUUGCAUAGGACUGCGGGAAGGCCUUUAGUCGUACUUCAUACCUUAUUCAACAUCAAAGAAUUCAUACAGGCGACAAACCCUAUGAGUGUAAGGAAUGUGGAAAGGCCUUCAUGCAUGUUUCGCAACUGACUCUUCAUCAGCUAUUUCAUACUUAUAAGAAACCUUAUCAGUGCAGGGGAUGUGGAAUGGCCUUUAUUCGUAGUUCACAACUUACCGAACAUCAGAGAAUUCAUCCUGGUAUUAAACCUUAUAAAUGCAAAGAAUGUGGGCAGACUAUUCUUGGUUCACAGCUCAUUGAGCACUACAGAAUCCAUACCAAUUAG